Messenger RNA from Monomorium pharaonis (pharaoh ant), 1955 nucleotides. RefSeq lists its product as uncharacterized. The record is from RefSeq and is a predicted model, not a curated record. Gene Ontology annotation, biological process: regulation of hormone secretion; neuropeptide signaling pathway. Gene Ontology annotation, cellular component: secretory granule. NCBI's taxonomy places the organism in Eukaryota, Metazoa, Arthropoda, Insecta, Hymenoptera, Formicidae. Gene Ontology annotation, molecular function: enzyme regulator activity.
CGACAGCCUCGUCGAAUGACCUUUAGUAGUGGCUCGAUUUUACGAAUGUGGGUUGGCGAGGAUCGAGCUCGUGGGCGAACGGGCACGUUGUCGGGACGGGAUCAUAAACGGGGGAAAACGAUGGAAAAAGGUAAAUCAAUACUCUGGUACUCACUGGGACCACGAACGGCGCUCGUCACGAUGGCUACCGUGGCUGUCGACGACAACGAGAAGAAGGAAAACGGGUGCAGUGAAAACUGGUGUGUGGCACCUCUCCUCUCUGAGGACAUCCGGUCCACGUCUUCAGUUAAAAUUACACUCAUGCACGCAUUGAUUAUUAUGCUCUACUGCAUUCUGCUCCUCUUGAUUGCUGUUGCAGCGCGGGCAAACAUUUAUUUGCCCUUAAUGAAGGAAGACGAUUUAUGGACCGACAACUUUUUGCGAGAAUUGAUCGAUCAGGUGGGAAAUGAAUUCGUGAGUGUAUCCGAUUCGUAUAUGGAUUAUCAGGAUGAAAAAGCAAAGGAAUUGCCUAUGGAAUUGCCGGCCGAUUAUGAUAGUAUGGACACGCUGAACCCGAAUCCGAGUAUACGAGAUCAAGAGUAUUUGCAGCAUAGUACACUUUGGAGUCACCAACGAUACGAUAAUAAUAAAAAUAACAACAAGGGCUACGACAGACAUAGGAUCCAGUCUAAUCUGAAAGGAUUCAAAGACGAAAAGACGGAAAGUCCCUUGCCGGCUUACUGUACUCCUCCGAAUCCUUGUCCGGUUGGAUACACAAGUGAAAACAAUUGUCUUACCAAUUUUGAAAAUACGGCGGCGUUUAGUCGCGACUAUCAAAGCGCGCAAGAUUGUAUGUGCGACACGGAACAUAUGUUAGAAUGUACAAACGAUUCUGGAAAUAGUAACAGUUUGUCAAACAUGCACAUUUCAAAUUCCGACCUCAAUCAAAUUGUCGAACAGUUUCAGGAAGAAAAUCCGUUCUUUCAAGGAGAAAAAUUGCCUAUAGCUGCAAAAAAAGGCAUACAUGUGAUCGAGUAAAACAGCAGAAACAACUUGAAAGGAAAUUUGGAAACGGCCGUGAAAGCAUAAUACAACCUUCAUUGAUUAAAGUUCCAGAUUUCAACAAAAGAAAACUCUUAUUCAGAUAUCGAUUAUUAGAUGCAUAAUUAGGCAUCGCCUAAUAAUAAUAAUAAUAAUAAUAAUAAUAAUAAUAAUAAUAAAUGAAACACACGCAUUUACGCAGCGUUAAAGCGUCAAACAUUGAGAAACGUUGUAACGUCUCCAAGUCUAAUGAUGCACGGACAAAGUUCUUAAAUGGACCAUAGCUGUUUUUUCAGCGGUUUUCACAUGUUAAAAUAUUUUUUUCUUUCACGAAAUCAUUAAUAGAGAUCUUACUAGAUACAUGUAAUUAUAUACGUGUACAUUUUAACAUUAUAAAGUUGCGACUAUUUCAGUUUAUAGAACAAUUUUCGAACAUAUUCAUAUUUUUUCAAUCUGCAGAAAUGCAUAGUGUUUCUUAAAGUUUGCAAAAUUCUUAUAUAUUUCGCAAUAUUCAUAAAACAUUUUCAGUAGGCCUAUUCUGUAACUCUUAAUGACAGUGUCAAUAUCGUUACAUUGUCGUUGCGCACAUAUUAUAUAUAACAAAAAAGCUGCGCAUUAUAACAAUACCGAACUGUCGUUAAGAGUUACAGAAUAAGCCUGCUGUAUUCAAUAGCGACAGAAUACUCCAUUAAACUUUACAUAUCCAGAUAUAUGUAUAUUUAAAUUUUUCAUAAAGUUAAAGAGAAAUCUAUCAUAGGUGUCGUCUUUGAUGUACAUUUAAAAUAAUUCUAAUAUAGUAAAAUAUUAUAUAAAUUAUAUACAUUAGAUACAUAUAUAAUUAUGUUUGUCAAUUAUAUUUUAUUUCAAUAUAUAGUAUAUCGAAAAAUAUUUAUUUUCAUUAUACAAAAUCUCUGAAAUAUAAACUUCAACAAAAA